Molecule: messenger RNA, 2439 nt
Organism: Aspergillus alliaceus
Lineage: Eukaryota; Fungi; Ascomycota; Eurotiomycetes; Eurotiales; Aspergillaceae
Product: putative TBC domain protein
Exons: 1
Coding region: 1-2439 (812 amino acids)
Source: RefSeq, a predicted model, not a curated record
AUGUCAGAGUCUGGCUCGAUUCACGCUGUGCCAUACGAAGAAACUGUCGCCGCAGCAGCCCCUUUAGCUGUCAGAUCUGCCUCGUUUCCAACUCCAGUCGAUUACCCACUAUGCCCCGAAAACACAACAUCUGCAGCCAGCAUACCGUCGACAUAUCCCGGAGACCAAUCACGCCCUCUGCUCUCGUCGCAUCAGAACGAGCGCCCACGAACGAAAGACGGAAGGUUCUUACGGCCGGAUGCUGCGAGGUCUGUUGUGAGUUUGCGCUCCCUGCGCGCCGUUCCUAGCAUUGUCGUCAACGACUCUGGAUCUCGUCCAAGCUCGCGGCCGGGCUCGCGCCCAGGUUCUCGCUGGUCCGAACGGAAAUGGAGCGGGUUAUGGGGCAAACGAUCUAUGGAGUUAAAGAGAGAUCCAGACUCACCACCACCUGUGCCCCCGAUAGAAGCCCCCUUCAACGGGCUGUCCUUGGAUAUACCCGAUUCGUCUCUCGAGGAUCUUGGCCCGCAGUCUAUGAGAUUUUCUAAGCGCGGUAGUCUCAUCAAAGAGGAAGCGAGGCAACGAUUAAAACAGCUGGAUCAAAAAGAGAACCUGCAGGACACUCGGGGGUCAAGCGAUAGACCACAAGAGGAGAGAGAACCCCCACAACAAGAAGAAAGCGAGAAGGCUACGGCGCCAACGGAGCAAAAUGGCACCGAAACAGAACUUUUAGAAGCUCCUUCAAGGCGCUCAAAACUGCCACCAUCGCUUCGUGUCAGACGGAGCGCUAUGCCCAGUAGAGUUAUUUCCGCAGAUGAGGAUAUGCUGUCGCGCCGGGUUAGGUUGAUGUAUGAGAAAGGUGAAGAAAAUGUGACGGACUCGGAGGUAGCGAAGGCCAUGGCUAUGGAGAAUGGUGUUCUUUGGGAAGAAGGCGGCCCGACAAGUGAGGAGACUUCUCGCCUUUCAGGUGCCAGUGUGUCUGGUACGGAAACCAAGAGCAUAGUGUCCUCCGUCGGUCCGGAGCCUGCUUCAAUUAUCCAAAAGGAACCCAAUGAGCUAGCUGGUGGGAUUGAAUAUUGGCACAAUAUAAAGGCGGGGGACGUGGAUAGAUAUGGGUUUAUUCGCUCGCCUACUAGCAACUCCAAUGACGGCACGGAACCUAGCCCAAUACAACGGGUUUCUACCAGCCUGCUCCUUGCCUCUGAAAGCCCACGCCGGAAAUACUCUAUUCGACCUCCCUCUGCCCUGGCGAGUAACCGACCAUUUGCGGGUCGGUCUCCGAGCGGAAAGAUCUCGACUCCAUCGAUCCGUCCCUCGUCGUCACAUAGCGCGUAUAGUUCGCCGAUGCGACGGUCAACUUCUCGAUUUCGUCAAGCGACAAACCGUCUUCCCCAUAAUCGUGACCGCCGAUUCAAAGACGAGGCCGCCGACAUGCUUACACAUCCAGUCGAUGCUACCAGAGAAGGGCUAGAUGCAUCUGCUAUGCGUGCAGCUAGGAAGAAAGAGUGGCGAAGAGAAGACAAAUGGACGAAGAUGGCCAGGCCGACCAAGAACAGCAGGGUCGGCGGUGGCAUGUCAUUUGAAUUUGAUACACAGAGCUCUAAGCUUAUAGAGCGGACGUGGAAGGGCAUUCCAGACCGGUGGCGAGCAACUGCCUGGUACGCCUUUCUGGAAACGAGCGCCAAAAGGCGCAGUGACAGUCCUACGGAGCAGGAUCUCAUUGACGCUUACCAUGAAUACCAAUUUGUAUCAUCACCUGAUGACGUACAGAUCGAUAUCGAUGUCCCAAGAACCAUUACUAGCCAUAUUAUGUUUCGUCGACGGUAUCGUGGCGGUCAACGCUUGCUAUUUCGCGUACUUCAUUCGAUGUCCUUAUACUUCCCAGAUACAGGCUACGUACAGGGCAUGGCAGCCCUUGCUGCAACCCUCCUUGCUUACUAUGAUGAAGAACAUGCCUUCAUAAUGCUCGUCCGUCUGUGGCAAUUACGUGGACUGGAGCAGCUCUACCGGUCAGGCUUCGCAGGCCUAAUGGAGGCUCUGGGUGACUUUGAACGAGAGUGGCUGGCGGGAGGCGAGGUUGCCAUGAAACUGAGUGAACUUGGUAUCCCUCCUACUGCGUACGGUACACGUUGGUACUUGACACUCUUCAAUUAUUCCAUUCCGUUCCCGGCCCAACUUCGUGUGUGGGACGUCUUUAUGCUCCUUGGUGAUGCUGAGGAUCUAGCCGGUCCAGGUGCGAAGACGGAGUCCCCCGAUGCGAGUGCCUUCGGGAAGGGCUUGGAUGUGCUCCAUGCGACAUCGGCAGCUCUCAUCGAUGGCAUGCGAGAAAUAAUCCUCGAAUCGGAUUUUGAAAACGCCAUGAAGGUGCUGACCAGCUGGGUUCCGAUAAAGGACGUGGAACUAUUUAUGCGUGUCGCUAAAGCCGAAUGGAAAGUCCACCGUCGGAAAAAGACUCUGGUCUAA